AUGGUCCGCAAAGUCUGGCAAUGGACGAUAUCAAACCCGAAGCUUGCGAUCCUGCUAGUCGUUUGCGAUGAUGUGGCGUCGUGGCGUCAAGCAGCAUUCUUUGACCUCAGAGAUGAGAGCCUACCAUUUCCCGAGGAUCGCCUUCAGGGAAUCGUCUCAGACCCUCAGCGUAUCGUCGACGAACAAUGGAGAGCAACUGCGAAAGAGCUGCCCUUGACCGGCGCGCAUGUUGAUUUUGGGUCUCGUGAAACAGCUCCCUUGCAACACAUCAACCUUGUCCGGACCUCUAGGGGCUCUGAAAAGAGCGUCGACCGCGUUCGUAUACUAGGUAAUGCCGAUGACCAGAUCUAUAUCCGAAAGCGUUUUGUGAUCACUCGACCAAACCAGAAGGCGUCCAUCUUGGAGCAGAUCAACAAGUUCAAGGCGUAUGAUCACAAGAACAUAGCGAAGCUACUCUGCUCAUAUUCCCAACCAAGUCAUGUCGGGAUCCUAACAACCCGGACGCAGCAUACUUUAGAUGAUUAUCUCAACGUGCAAGCAUCGGACCCGAGCCGGGCCAAGCUGCUUGUGGACUGGAUGAAUGACUUAUCGCAUGCUUUGGACUAUCUACAUUCACAGUCUAUAUGCCAUCGUAGUAUUCGGCCACGGAAGAUCCUUAUCGAAGGAUCUCGAGUCUUUCUUGCCCCGUUCGGCAUCGGCGCGAGCAGUGACACCCACAGUCCUACUGUGCCCGGGCCUCAACGACUGGACCAGAUUCACACGUACUUUCAGGACCAAGCAUACAUAUACGCUGCACCGGAGACAUUGCUCGCACGAGGCAAGCGCUACUCGGACGUAUUCUCGCUGGGAUGUGUUUUCCUAUCGAUGAUUACGGUGGCCCAAGGGCAUUCGCUAGCUCGAUUUACUCAGUACAGAGAAGGCUCGUCACAGGAUGCUUCCUUCCACAACAAUCUAGACCGCGUCGCUUCGUGGCGGAACCGCUUGCAAGCGAUGACGACUUCGGGACAACGGAACGGCAUGAUCGGCUCAGGCCGCAAAGUGCGCCAGCUCAAGUCAGAGGCUGAGUGGCUCGAGAUCAUCGAACAGAUGAUCAAACCCAAGUACCAAGAGCGCGUCAAGAUAGCGAAGAUUGUACAUAGCUACGGCACAGGAAAGACGAUAGGGGUCCGCAGGAGGAGUUUGGACGGAGGAGGUUACAGUGGACAAGUAGGGGGCUCGCUAGGUUUGGCAAACGGAACCAGCAUCAGUGGAGUUGCGUCCGGAGGUAAUGGAUACGGACAGACGAGCGGAAGCGGCCAGAAGCCGGAGUUGAGUGUUUUCGAUGGCUAUUUUCAGCAGCAGCAGCCACAUGCACGACGUUUCGAACAAGCUGGGAUUUGGUGA
Messenger RNA from Didymosphaeria variabile, 1383 nucleotides. RefSeq lists its product as uncharacterized. Bases 1 to 1383 code for a protein of 460 amino acids. The record is from RefSeq and is a predicted model, not a curated record. Gene Ontology annotation, cellular component: IRE1-TRAF2-ASK1 complex. Gene Ontology annotation, molecular function: RNA endonuclease activity; protein serine/threonine kinase activity; ATP binding. Gene Ontology annotation, biological process: IRE1-mediated unfolded protein response; intrinsic apoptotic signaling pathway in response to endoplasmic reticulum stress; protein phosphorylation. The transcript has a single exon. Lineage: Eukaryota; Fungi; Ascomycota; Dothideomycetes; Pleosporales; Didymosphaeriaceae.